Messenger RNA from Suncus etruscus (white-toothed pygmy shrew), 821 nucleotides. RefSeq lists its product as uncharacterized. The record is from RefSeq and is a predicted model, not a curated record. NCBI's taxonomy places the organism in Eukaryota, Metazoa, Chordata, Mammalia, Eulipotyphla, Soricidae. The transcript is spliced from 6 exons. The coding region runs from base 1 to 738 and encodes 245 amino acids.
AUGCAUGUUUUUUUGAAGAAGGAACAGAAUCGGGACCCCCGAGCUGCGGAGUCCCAGAUGGCCGAUUUCCGGCUGGCAGCUCCCCCUGCAGCCUCAAAUGUGGUCCUUUGUAAAGCCGUCAGCGUCCGGAGACGACUGGGGGUCUCUGCCACUCAUUCAUUCCCAGGGGAACUUCAGGGUCCUGGGACUAGGAGUGACUCCCCCAACCCCGCCCAGCUGCCUCUGAAAGGACCAGGGGUGCUGCUCCUGGGUCUCUGUUCACGCGUCGCUGCCCGUGCAAGAUUCAGGUCUGCUGGGUGCCCUUUGGAAUAUUCUGUCUGUCUGCAGACAGACUGUGGCACCCCCGACCGCCCUCAUACCUGCCCCGGGGCCAGGGCAUCCCUGUGCUUCACCCUUCAGGGUAGGAAAGAGGCAUCUCACACGGAUCCAGGGUGCUUUGGGGUUCCUCGUUCCCGCCCAGACAGGUAUGACUGCGACUUCAGCCUUCUCUUACCAGUGGAGGAGACACAAGGAUCUGCACUGAGGGGACACAAGAACAAGCCGGUCAAGGCUGGUGGCCACUUAAAGGAAGAGCCAUGGCCGUGGCCUCGGAGCCCACAGCGGAGCGGGAAGAGGCGAGGGCCCUUCGCCAUGCAUCUCCCUGCAGCCUCUCAGCGGCCUGUCUCUCACGGGGUCGUGCCCUCCCUGGCACGGGAGAUUCCAGGACAGGCCCUGCGCCGACUGUGCCGGCAAGAUUAGGACUGUGAGCAGCGGCUUGGCCUGUCCAGGCCCCGGGAGAACCUUAUCGCACGGCACACGCCCGGAAUAAAGUCUCACUAGCU